Messenger RNA from Ipomoea nil (Japanese morning glory), 861 nucleotides. RefSeq lists its product as uncharacterized. Lineage: Eukaryota; Viridiplantae; Streptophyta; Magnoliopsida; Solanales; Convolvulaceae. The record is from RefSeq and is a predicted model, not a curated record. Bases 1 to 861 code for a protein of 286 amino acids. The transcript has a single exon.
AUGUUGAUGAUGGGAGUAACAGACGCUGUCAUGUGCCGGGCAUUUUACUCAACCCUCGCCGGUAAGGUUGCAGAGUGGUUCAAAUCGCUAGAACCCGGGUCUAUUACAUGUUUUGCCAGCACUGCGACCAAAUUUGUUAGAAGGUUUGCCACUUCUAAAGCCUUUUGGAAGCAUUUUAUGUACUUGGAUAAGGCUAAACAGUUGGAGGGUGAAACUUUAUCAGAUUUUUUGAUCAAGUGGAAUACUGCUAUUGGAGAAGUAGAACCUAUGGAUGACCUCAUAGCUAUUCAUAUGUUGCAUCCUUCAUUACGCGCUGGAGCUCUAUACCAAGAUUUUAUUCUACAUCCGCCGUCGACUUAUGAAGAGGCGAUCUGCCGAGUGGCCAGCUAUGCUAGUGUCGGGGAAGCGAAUGCUGCUAAACGAUUGCAGGAGGUUGGACCUAGCCAUAAAUCAUCCGGUCGGUCGGACAAUCGAUCGACUGAGCAGUCGGGCCGUGGUCCGAACCGGCAUAUGGAGUUCACUCCUUUGAAUCGCUCGGCUGUUGAGGCCCUCAAGUACGCCCAAUCUUGCAAUUUAAUUCGACUCCCCGAGCCGUCUAGAGAUGGCCACGAUAAGUCUAAACAUUGUGCGUAUCAUCGGUCCAAGGGACAUGACACCGGAAAGCGCUCCACCCUCAAGCAAUUGCUCGAGGAUUUAUUACAGGCCAGGAAGUUGGACCGGUUGAUCGAGAAGAAGGAUGAUGAUAGGCGUUUCGCUUGGAAAAGGUCAUCUAAAAAGUCUGACUCAUCAACAAAAGGUAAAGCUUCUGAUCAUGACCCUCCUCCGCCAUCAAAGCAGGUAAUUCAUGUCAUCUUUGGCUGA